AUGAACAACAUCUUCAUCAAGCUGAUUGGCGAAAAAGGAGAGAGUAAGCGCACGUGGCUCACUAGCUUGAAGGGAAUCUUCUAUCAAGACACAGGGUCUCGUGAAUUCGACGUGGUGUGCCCCUUUUCACUUGGCAAGCUGGUGCUGAUAGAGCUGGACAAACAGCCCCUCCCACUCUUCCCCCUGGAUGCCUGGUUCCCAUCCAAGGUUGUUGUGACGACACCAGAGAGAGGCACAUGCCAGUUCCCUGUCUACUGUUGGAUUAUGGACAAGGAAGUGCACCUGUUCAGAGAGGGCACAGCUAAAAGGCUCUGUGAUGAAACUAAUCAUCUUGCCAGGUACAGCAGGGAACUGGAGAUGAAGACGAGAACUGAGCUGUACUGCUGGGAUACCUACAAGGAGGGUUUCCCCGGCAGCAUGAAGGCAGACAACCCUCUGGAUCUUCCCAGCGAGAUCCAAUUCUCGUUCACCAAGGCCACCCAGUUCCUCUUCACCGCCGCCACCGGGAUCACUGAGCUGAAACUAAUGGGGUAUUCUGACAGCAAGAAGAGCUGGAAAAACAUUGAUGAAAUCAGCAAUGUCUGCCUCAAUAGAACUGUCAUCUCAGACUACGCACAGGAGCACUGGAAGGAAGAUGAGUUUUUCGGGUACCAGUAUCUGAACGGCUGCAACCCCAUUUUGAUCCGUCGCUGCUCGGAGUUGCCGGCAAAAUUCCCCGUCACAGGAGACAUGGUCAAGCCCUCUCUUCGUGGAUCGUCCAGCCUCCUAAAGGAAUUGCAGAGCGGCAACAUAUUCCUGCUUGACUACAAGAACCUGGAUGGAUUAAAGGCAAACGUGAUCCAUACGAAAAAACAGUACAUGGCGGCUCCUCUGGUUCUGCUCUACAGAACCCCUGAUGACAAGCUGGUUCCCAUCGCCAUCCAGCUGAAGCAGAAGCCUGCAAAAGACAACCCAAUCUUCCUUCCUACUGACUCUGAGUAUGACUGGCUCCUGGCCAAGAUCUUUGUGAGGAGCGCUGACUUUCAAGAGCACCAGCUCAAUGUCCACCUGCUGCGCACUCACCUCCUGGCUGAGGUGUUCGCUGUAGCAUUGUUGCGCAACAUGCCCAUGGUGCACCCCCUCUACAAGCUUCUGAUUCCACAUACCCGCUACUCCCUCCAGAUCAACCUCUUGGCCCGGGCAUUUCUAAUAGCUGAUGAAGGAGUUUUCACUCAGUUUGCUGCUUCGGGCGGAGAGGCGAUGAAUGAGAUCCUGAGGAGAUCUGUGGCCUCAUUGACCUACAGCUCCCUCUGUAUGCCGGAAGACAUCACUGCACGAGGUCUGGAGUCAGUCCCCAACAACUACUACAGGGAUGAUGGACUCAAGCUGUGGGACAUCAUCCACAGGUUUGUAGAGGAAGUGAUUAGUUUCUAUUACAAGAGUGACUCAGAGGUCCGGGAAGACCAGGAAGUACAGAACUGGAUCAAGGAUAUCUUUGACCAUGGCUUCCUGGCCCAAGAAUGCACAGGAAUCCCUCAGUCUUUCUCUACUGUGCCAGAGGUCGUCAAGUUCGUCACCGUGGUGAUCUUCACCUGCUCAGGCCAGCAUUCUGCUGUCAACUCUGGACAGUAUGACUAUGGUGGCUGGAUGCCCAACACCCCCAUCUCCCUGAAACAGCCACCUCCCACCACUAAGGGGCAGUCUACUGAGAGCACCAUGCUGAAGACCUUCCCAGAUGUCGGCACAACAGCACAGGGCAUGUCCACUAUGUGGCUCCUUAGCAAGCAAUCCACUGACUUUGUGACCCUUGGCCAGUACCCAGAGGAGCACUUCAACGAGAUACCACCCUGCAGGAUGAUUCAGAAAUUCCAGACGGAUCUGAAGGUCUUCAGCGAGACCGUCAAGGCCAGGAACUCUGGACUACCAGUGCCAUACACCUACAUGGACCCCGCUUUGGUGGAGAACAGCGUGGCCAUUUAGAUAAUCCAAAGUCCU
Oncorhynchus kisutch (coho salmon) is the source of this 1974-nucleotide messenger RNA. RefSeq names its product hydroperoxide isomerase ALOXE3-like. The record is from RefSeq and is a predicted model, not a curated record. Lineage: Eukaryota; Metazoa; Chordata; Actinopteri; Salmoniformes; Salmonidae. Gene Ontology annotation, molecular function: protein binding; iron ion binding; oxidoreductase activity, acting on single donors with incorporation of molecular oxygen, incorporation of two atoms of oxygen. Bases 1 to 1959 code for a protein of 652 amino acids. Gene Ontology annotation, biological process: lipid oxidation. The transcript has 14 exons.